Molecule: messenger RNA, 830 nt
Organism: Zingiber officinale
Lineage: Eukaryota; Viridiplantae; Streptophyta; Magnoliopsida; Zingiberales; Zingiberaceae
Product: protein DCL homolog, chloroplastic-like
Exons: 4
Coding region: 134-811 (225 amino acids)
Biological process (GO): chloroplast organization; chloroplast rRNA processing
Cellular component (GO): chloroplast
Source: RefSeq, a predicted model, not a curated record
AAAUGAUUUAUCCAUCCGUCUGAAGAAGAACGGGAGAAGCGAAGUGGAGGAUUCACAGCUGCUCACCCAACUCGUCUCCGCCGUCGUCGAACUAUGACGUAAAUUAGCAAAGACGAAGGAGUAAAUCGCAUCCAUGGCCUCCCUUUCCGCUUCAUCCCCGCCUUGUCAUCUCGUCUAUGGCCGCUGCAACCCAUCCCACUCAUUGCUUUUCCGCUUCCCUUCGCUUCCUGCUCCGCUUGGCUCCGCCUGCUUGGCCUUCCGGUACGCCGCAGAGGGAGGCAGGCUGCAGAGCAGUGCUUCCGCAGACGAUCCUGGCCUUCUAAGGAGGCCCCUUGGCUUUUCCCCCUCGAAGGAAGACCAAAAGGAGGAGCCUUUCUCCUCCGCUGACCGGAGGCGGCCGGGAAGAAACCAGCAGCAGAAGGACGAGGAGUGGUUGGAUUGGGAGGACGUGAUUUUGGAGGACACCGUUCCCCUCGUUAGCUUCGUCAGGAUGAUCCUGCACUCUGGAAAGUAUAAAAGUGGAGACAAACUGAGCCCUGAGCAUGAAAAGACAAUAUUAGAAAGAUUGCUUCCAUAUCAUCCACAAUCUCAAAAGAAGAUAGGUUGUGGAAUUGAUUACAUCACGAUAGGGUAUCAUCCACAAUUUGAAAACUCCCGCUGUUUGUUCAUUGCUCGAACGGACGGGGAGUUAGAAGAUUUCUCAUAUUGGAAGUGCAUAAAAGGUUUCAUUCGGAAGAAUUACCCUCUGUACGCGGAUUCUUUCAUUUUACGCCAUUUGCGAAGGCGCAGGUUCACAGGGAUGGAAUCUUAACUUGGGAAAAUAAAAAAUA